AUGUACGAUAGGGACCCUUUCUUACCAGACCUGAGAGUCCUGGAGACCGUUAAGGCAAGAAAGUUAGCGCAAUCCCUGUUGAUGCAGAUGAAGAGGAAUCAAGAUGAGUUUGGACAAGAAGAGGCAGACUUUUGGAAUGAGUAUGAAGCUAGGCCUUUCAAGAAAUCCUCAAAACCAUAUGAUCCCGAAAGAAGCAGUGUCCUUGCCCUGGUUCUUGUGUUGUUAUUCAUCAACCACUUCACUUCCAUCCAAAACAAGGUCUACUUGAUCAUAGAUGGCAUCAUUUUUCAUCCCAUCUAUCUGAACCACACAUCCCAAUGGAGCAGUGACUUUCUUGCUUCAAAGGGACAUGGAGUUCAUAUCAAAAUGGACAUCCCAAAGGAACAUCUCUUCCGAUUCGAAAAAUAG
Molecule: messenger RNA, 408 nt
Organism: Darwinula stevensoni
Lineage: Eukaryota; Metazoa; Arthropoda; Ostracoda; Podocopida; Darwinulidae
Source: the annotation of a GenBank genome assembly